AAAAUUCAUUCUGGUAAGUGAGUUAAGAAAACGUGGACUUCGAAUUUGAACGUUUCGAACUUCUUCAACUGUUUGAGAAACGAUUUCUUAAAAUCUGCUGUGUCAUGAGCGUGGCAUUCCAUAUGAUUGCAUCAUAUUUUGGACCCUAUGUUGGACAUUGCACAACAUGACUUGCUACAAAGUGAAACUAAACCACAAUGCGGAACAUGGAAAAUUAAAUACUUAAAUAGAUCUCUACGUUUACUGUUAACAAAGCUUUUCUACUUUCAUACCGAUAUGAUUAUUUAAUAAUAAUUUCAACGGACUAAAUACUUCAGAACCGUUUUGUUAUACUUUGAUCGUUAAACAAAUGAUGUAAAAUUAACUGAAGCUGGAUUUAUAUUAUUUCUGUUUCUAGCUUACAGUUCAAUAAUUCACACUUGCUUCAAUUUCAGUUGUAAAUUGUAUCAUUUCAUCAUUCAUAUUCUUUAGGGGUAUUAUUGAUAACAUUCUGCCUAUAAUCCAAUCCUCUCCAUCUAUAUGCAGUGUUUCUUAAUUCCCGCACCGUUCCUUUUCAUUUAAUAAAUAUAUUUGUACGAUCACCAAUUGCAAGUUGUACGAAAUCGUCUCAGACAUAAAAACUUCAAAUUGUUAUUUUAAAAAAACAUGUAAUUCAUUCAAAACUAUGUAUAUGCUGCGCUUAACGACUGCUGCCUUGAUAGGUGUUUAUUUUGGAACAUUCCAAAAUACAAUUAGCGGUCAACAUCACACGCCCACCAGCAUAAAGAACUGAAUUCUCUGAACGCACUGAAACGCACACUCUGGCAACGAGAUAGCAUCCACAAGAAGUAUAAUAUUGACGGUCACGGCUAAACUCGAAGUCAGUUGUUUUGGUGUACGACAACAGCAGCAGGUGUACGCUGUGACGACGGGUGCCUAUCGUGCCCUUUUAAUUAAUCGGUUGUAUCCGGAGCUAAGAAAUUACAUCACGACGCACUCGAGCGUACCAUCCCAGUCCGCAUCGUGCAUCGUGUUGAACCUUGAAAGUGUUUGAAGAUGUUUCUAACACUAUUAACAACGCUGGUUGGCAUCGCCAUCAUUUGGAUGGUCAUUACCAUCAUCCGGAACCGUGCUAUGGUGGCAAAAUUGGCCAAACAACUUCCAGGCUUCGUGGUCAUACCUUCGAUACCGGUGCUUGGAUCGGCACAUCACUUUAAAGAUCCAACACCGGAGGGAAUUUUCGCUACCUUCACCGGCUUCCAUAAGCGGUACGGUCGGAAUCUCAUCACCCAGAGUCUGUUCAAUUACCCCUCGAUACAGAUCUGUGACCCGAAAGUGAUCGAGCAAGUAAUACAGGCGCGCACGAUCGAGAAAUCGAUCAUUUACGACUUUAUGGUGCCAUGGCUCGGUACCGGGCUAGUUGUAUCGACCGGUUCAAAGUGGGCCCAACGUCGCAAAAUCAUUACGCCGACGUUUCACUUCAAAAUACUGGAGGACUUUCUCGUGAUCAUGAACCACCAGACGGAUGUGCUGGUGGAGAAGCUGAAGCAGAGCGCACACGGUAAGGAUUUCGAUAUCUACGAGCAUGUGACGUACUGUGCGCUGGAUAUCAUCUCCGAGUCGGCCAUGGGCGUAAAGCUAAACACCCAGCUGCAACCUAACUCGGAAUAUGUGUUGGCGGUGAAAGAAAUCUCAAAUAUCAUCCUAAAGCGUCUGUUCUCUUUCCUGCGCGAAUACAAAUGGGCAUUCCAGUUCACGAAGUCACACAAUCGCCAAGAGGAACUACUAAAGGUGGUGCACGGUUUCGCGCAUCAGGUGAUAAGCGAGCGCAAGAAACAGCUGCAGGAUGAGCGUGAACUCCAACGGGCACAGGAAAAACUCGAAGAAGAGGACGUUUAUGGAAAGCGGCGUAUGACGCUACUUGAUCUGCUGCUAAACGUCACGAUCGACGGUAAACCACUGUCGGAUUCGGACAUCCGCGAAGAGGUUGAUACGUUCAUGUUUGCCGGUCACGAUACGACUACGUCCUGUAUCAGCUUUGCUGCUUAUUAUCUCUCCCGUGACGCUACCAUUCAGCAGCGUGCAUACGACGAAAUUCAGGCCAUUGUCGGUCCGGAUGCAAAGAGUCAAGAGCUUACGUACGGUACACUGCAGGAGCUAAAGUAUCUGGAGAUGAUUAUAAAGGAAACGCUUCGUAUCAAUCCGUCCGUACCGGUUAUUGGUCGUCGAGCGGCAGGGGAUAUGCUUAUUGAUGGUGUUACCAUACCGAAGGGUAUGGAUUUUGGCAUUCUGAUCUACGCACUGCAUAACGAUGAUGAACUAUACCCCGAACCGGCCCGCUUCGAUCCGGAACGGUUUAGUGAGGAAGCAUCGGCCAAGCGGCAACCGUACAGCUACAUUCCCUUCAGUGUGGGUUCGAGAAAUUGUAUCGGCCAGCGUUAUGCGAUGCUGGAGGUUAAAACAAUGCUGGUGAAACUGUUGGCCAACUAUCGAUUGUUGCCGUGCGACGCUAGUAAUCAGCUGCGUAUCAAAACAGACAUGACGCUAAAACCGGUCAACGGUGCGUUCGUUAAGAUUGUUCCAAGGAACCGCAUGCUACCGCUUAUUACUGUACGGUCCAGCUGUGCGAACGUUCAUUCAAAGUGCAUCUACGAAAAGAUGACGAUCAGUGUGCUACUACUCUUUGCUCUUCUACUGUACGCGAUCUUGUACAUCACACGGGUAGUGUUCCUGAACCGGCGCCAUGCGGCGGAUCUGCUGAAACAAUUACCAUAUUUUCGUACACUACCAUCGGUUCCACUGCUGGGCAGUGCCCACCUCUUUCUGGACACUACACCCGACGGUACACUGCGUACAAUGGUCGACUUUCACCAUCGGUACGGGAAGAAUCUCGUAAUGCAGGAGCUUUGCAAUAAGUUCACACUGCUCACGAGCGAUCCGCGCGUCAUCGAGCAGGUGAUACAGGCGAAAACGAUUAUCAAACCGAAUUUCUAUCGCUUUCUGCAACCGUGGGUAGGGCUUAGUAGUGUUCUAAGUAGUGGGUCACAUUGGGCCAACCGGCGGAAAGUUAUCAAUCCGGGCUUUCAUUUGAAGAUGCUGCAAGAUUUCCUCGGUACGAUGGUUACCCAGACGGACAUAUUGCUGGCUAAGCUGGCACCGCUGGCCGGUGGUCAGGAUAUGGACGUGUACGAACCGCUGCGGUACUGUGCAAUGGACAUUAUCUGUGAGACAGCGAUGGGUGUACGGCUGGAGUGUCAAUCCAAUCCCAAGGUUGAAUUUGUUGAAGCAAACGAAGAAAUGAUUGGCUUGGUGUACGACCGUGUCUUUAAUCCACUGCUAACCAACGAUACGCUAUUCGCCUGCAGCAGCGCUGGACGGCGGCAAAGACAAGCCCUACGAGUAAUUCACCAAUUUACGGAUUCCGUGAUUCGUGAGCGUAUGAAACGGAUAACCGUUGUUCCGGACUGGGCAUCGAGGGACGAAGAGAAUCGUACCUGUAAGAUGACAUUUUUGGACCUGCUGCUACAAACCCGCCUCGAUGGUGAUGAGCCAUUGUCCGAUAACGAUAUUCGCGGGGAAGUCGAUACAUUUAUGUUUGCCGGACAUGAAACUAUCACGUCAUGCGUUAGCUUUGCCCUAUACUAUCUGUCCCGCAACCCCGACAGCCAGCAGCGAUUGUACGAAGAAAUAGUGGCCAUUGGGUCAACAGACUUGACAUAUUCUUCACUGCUCGAUAUGAAAUACGCGGAGCUGGUCAUCAAGGAAACGCUACGAUUGAGCCCCUCGGUGCCAAUGAUUGGAAGAUUAUCGGCAGGCGAUAUGGUCAUCGAUGGUGUGACAAUACCGGCCGGUACAGAGGUGAUGCUCAAUAUCUACGUUAUGCAGAAUGAUCCGGACUACUAUCCAGAUCCCGAUCGGUUCCGGCCGGAACGAUUUGUCGAAGAGCCACAACCAUUCACCUAUCUACCGUUCAGUGCAGGCAUUAGGUCUUGCAUCGGGCAACGGUUUGCUAUGCUGGAGAUGAAAACGUUGCUGGUGAAGCUGUUGUCACGAUACCGGUUGUUACCUUGCGAGGAAGAAAACGCAAUGCAGGUGAAGGCCGACCUUACGCUCAAACCUUUUCGGGGAGCAUUUAUCAAAAUUGUUGAAAGGAAUGUAAAAUGAUACAAAACGGGCUUUACAAUAUACGGCACAGUUCUCCACAAUGUUCCUAAAAAUGGUUUGCUCAAUACUGUCCCACGGUCGUUAAGUCGUGAUGAGUUUAUGCCAUCAUAAUUAUGACCGUUGCACUAUCCGAACCGUAAAAACCAUAGCUCUCGGCCCUGUAACAGCCGUUGCGGUUGCCAUUGUCUGGUCUUGCUGGCGUCAAAGCGCCAUCCAUGCCUAAAGGGUAUGAUCGUGUCCAUUGUCCAUCGCCAUCACUUGUAAUCAAAUGCAAACAUCAACUACAGACGAUUUCUGUUGUGUACGCGAACGUGCAGCCCCCCAAAACAUACAUAUCUGUCCGUACAGGAUAUGAAGGAGUGUAACAUGUCCAAAUUCAAGCGUACAAUUCCGUCCAUCGAAUGUGUGCCCUUCAUCGGGACGAAAAUAGCAAAGAGAAGCGAUAUCGUUCCUGCUUCAAGAGGGGAGUCUCGUUUGUUAAAUUGAUAUCUUGCGGACUUUUUAUGAACCUAGCGCGUUUCGGUUUGUCUCUCGCUUCUGCUGUAUGUGUGUGGAGGCUAUUAACGUGCGUGCUGGUACCAUUUCCUGGCAACCUGACGGUUUCCGGUUUGGAAGGCACGUGAAGGGACAAACAUAAUGAACUGGGUAUAAAAAUGUUGAUUGCGUGCACAAUAUUUCUUUUGCUGCUUAAAUCAUCAAUAUGCGUUUGCUGGAGUGUAUGUAUGGGUAUGGCAAUUUCGAUUGCAGCAAUGGCAAAAAGGAUCGAAAUUUCACUUCACCACACGCUUGGUGAAGAAAAUUUCCUCUUUGAUGAAUUGGAAUGGAGGAUAGGGGAAAAAAAGUAUUUCAACAAUAAUAUACACAAUGCACAUAACUUCACGGCUUUUCUUUGGAUUGCACAAGAAAGAAAAGCCCGAUUGUCUAUAAAAGACUGUCGCUGUGCCAUCCUCGCGUAUCGUGUUUCAUCCAAUUUAUUUUUUCCCCGUUUUUACCCCAAACCUCAUAUGAAGCGUCCUGUAGCUAGUUCGGAUGAGACCGAGGGGAGCGUGGGGAACAUCAAGUCUGCUCGCUCCCAUAAUGAUUCGAUGCUGCGUGUCCUACCCAAUUUGAUGAAACGCACAACGAGGCAAUAUCCUUGACACAGUUACGAUUGUAUCCUUCCAGUGUACAAUUGAACCGUAC
Molecule: messenger RNA, 5325 nt
Organism: Anopheles funestus (African malaria mosquito)
Lineage: Eukaryota; Metazoa; Arthropoda; Insecta; Diptera; Culicidae
Exons: 4
Coding region: 1036-4143 (1035 amino acids)
Molecular function (GO): iron ion binding; oxidoreductase activity, acting on paired donors, with incorporation or reduction of molecular oxygen; heme binding
Source: RefSeq, a predicted model, not a curated record